Penaeus chinensis is the source of this 4346-nucleotide messenger RNA. Its product is annotated as armadillo repeat-containing protein 6-like. Bases 239 to 1648 code for a protein of 469 amino acids. The transcript has 9 exons. Lineage: Eukaryota; Metazoa; Arthropoda; Malacostraca; Decapoda; Penaeidae. Gene Ontology annotation, biological process: hematopoietic progenitor cell differentiation. The record is from RefSeq and is a predicted model, not a curated record.
AGGAUGAGUCAUUUUAAGUCGAUAAAUAACAACAGUUUGUCAGAAGUCUUAUUUAUUUUUGUUAGUCUUCCCUUUUUAAUGAUGAACCAUCUAAACAAUCGUCGAUUCCAAGCAAAAACAGUCUUCUUUUUGAAAUAGUAGAAGAGAAAAGAGUGGAAAUCAGAUCCCGUUACUUGUCUUUGUGCGUGGAUGACACAUAAGGUUACUAGGAAGUAGAGUGACAUCUAAACAAAACAAAAUGGCAAAGGUUGUAUCACAAGAAACAUUUGACAGUGUUGUUCUGGAAAAUGUUCUUGAAUUUGAUAUGGAUAUUGAAGAUGCUAUAAAUGAUGCUAUAAAGGAAUUUGAAUCUCAGGGUGUGCAUCUUGGUACCAUUGUAAAGAAUAUGCAUCUUAGUGAGGAUAAGCAGAACAUUAUCCAUGAUAUUCUUGUUGCAUUAGAAAAGAUCAAGUGUGCUGCAGAUGGCUCUCCUUCUGAAAGUGAUAUAUCAGCGCCUCUGGCAACUUUUAGUGCCGAGUGCAAGGUGUCUGUUGCCCAUCGCGUCUUAGCCAAUAAAAACAAUGCUUAUGAAGUUCUUAUCAAAUUGAUAAAGAAAGUCCAGGGUGACCCCGCUCUCCUAGCCCCAUCUGUAAAAGCAAUGGGUGCUCUAAUGGAACAAAACUCUGAUAUACUGACCUUGGAGGGAAUCGAGUUACUACUGGAUCUACUUAAGGACUGGACGACUCGAAAUGAAGAGUCACGAGUACCUGAAUAUUUGGGUCGUUGGUCAACUGAAUGCUGCUUAAAGCACGAACGGAAUCGCCAGACUAUGGUAACAGCAGGUUCUCUUGGCAUUCUGGUAGCUUUCUUGAAGGGACAGAAAUCAAACUCCAAAGCCAUCAGAACAACCAGCAAAGCCAUUCGUGCUUUUACACUCGAUGAUGAUAUGAGACAGGAGUACGGAAAGGCUCACGAGCAUGCAAGGCUUUUAGUGGAGGAGCACGGACUCAUUCCUCUUUGCUUAGAGAUGAUCAAAGAUUGGCUGCAAGAGAGUGACACUGCAAGUGAGCUGCUCUCUACUGUCAGUAAGCUUUGUGUCAGAGCUGAAUACUGUCAAGAAGCCGUUGAUCAUGAUGCUCUUAUUGUCAUCAAUGAUAUUCUAGUUUCAUUCCCAGAUCAUGCAUCUCUUAAUAAGCAGUCAAUGACGUUCCUGAAGACUCUUGUCGGGAAUGACAAAGUGAAAGCAGAGGCAAUGAAGACAGGUUCUCCUCAGUUAAUUAUUGCAGCACUUGCCAAACACCAGGCCAUACCUGGAGUGUGUGAGGCAGCGUGUAGUGCAAUAUCUUUCCUAGCCUUGAGAGUUUCAGAUCAUGCAAAGCAGCUCAUGCAACUAGGGGCUGGUCAGGCCAUUGUUCAGGCUAUGAAAGUACAUUCUAACCAGAAACAGCUCCAGAAACUAGGCUGCAUGGCAAUCAGGAACCUCGUCUCGCGUGUGCCUGAAAACCAGCAGAUGUUCAUCGAGUACAAUGUUGAGGAUGUGAUUCAUGCUGCCCUUGAGAACCAUGGAGAAUCCGUGAAGGAUGUGGCUCAAGCUGCCCUUAGAGACUUGGAUCUGAAGGUCAAUCUGGUGGAGCAGUGGAGAGGAACUGGCCACGAAAUCAGUCGUUGAAGUCAGUAAUAACCAGCUCUGAGAUCUCGUAUAGAGAACAUCCUCAUGUUUGUGAUCUUUUAUUGCAUUAACAACAUUUAUCUUGCCUUAUGGCAAAGACCUGCCUUCUUGCAUUUGAGUUUAGAUUACUGCUGAGAUAUGGGUUAAUGUUACCUGUUUCCUACUUAGUCCUUUGUUCUUAACAUUACAAUAGGAAGUUUUAUGAGCAAAAUAUAUUGGUCUGAUGGAGUUUACUAAUGUAAGCUGUGCAAUAAAUUUGCUUUAUAUCUGUAAAAGAGGAAACUUUUUGUUUACAUGUACAAUGGUACAUGCUUGCAAAGUAUGGGCCUUAAUUCAUUGCUUUGCACUUUACUUUCAUAAUUGGCAGAUGAAUAAACAUGCUCAAAGAGCACAUUCUUAGCAAAGUAAACAUCCUUUUCAGGCUGGAUAAUUUCUCUUAAUGUUCUUAUUAAGGAGAUCCAUAGCACAAGCUUUAAUGCACAUAUUUUACAUGGUUUUGAGGUACCUACUCAGUAUGUUUAGUAAUUUGAACUUUACUCUUUAAUUGGUCACAGUUUCAGCAUUUGCUUUUUACAUAUUCAAUGGGUCACAGUCACAUGUGAAUAUUGUAUUAGAACUUUUUCAGUAGAGUAACACACUAAUCUGGCUUUCAUGCAUUAAACAGAAGGUUGGUGCUUUAUAUUUGGUGAAGUGUUAAAGCUUUUUAUUGGAAUUACUUCAGUUUUUUCACCAGGUGAGAAAAAAAGAUAAAGGAUAAUCUGGAGAGGAUUUCAUAAUAGAUUUUAAUAAGUAUAUACUAAAUUAGGAAUAGAUAUUCAUGUAUUCUAUACUGAGUUCCUUCCUUCAUGACAGAAAUUAAUAUAUAUCCUGGAGCCUUAGUAAAUGUGAUAAUUGUCUUAAUGUAUUUUGUGAUUCCACACCAAAAAAUCUUUUUUUUAUAUAUAUAUAUAAAACUUACGUUCCUUUAGUAAUCCCAGCUGGAGUAAAUUUUGCAGACAUUGAGAUGAAUAGUUAACUAAUUGGCUUUUAUGCCAUCAAACAGCUAUAAAAAUAUGUUCUAAGAGAGCUAUUUAAGGGAAUUUCUUUGCAAUACAUAUUAGGUCUUGUCUAUACAGUUACCAAAUCAUAAACCAAGUCAGAGAUGAUGUCAUAUGCAUUUGGACCUUGCUGGCACUGCCUUUUGUGUAGAUGAGCCUUACAUAUGUUAUGCUGUAAGGAUUACAAACACGGUCACAUCUUGUUCAAGCUACUAUUAACUUAAUAGUUGCAUCUAAGUAAACAUGGAAACGGUCUAUUUAAGGUUAUUGAUGUUAGAAGGUGCUACUUAUACUAUGGGUAUGUGAAAUAAGGUCUUUGAAUUAGAGCACUUGAUCUUCAUUGUAAUUGCAGAGGUUUUGCUCGUGUUCUUUAAUUACGCAUUUGCAACCUAUUUAUCAAUAAAUUUGUUUGAAAGAGAAUCUCAAAAUCAUGUAUGAGGCAAUGUGAAUUAUUUUGAUUCUCUGUUUAGUCCGUAUCAUUUUUAUAUUUGCAACAGAUAAAAUUAGCCAGUGCUACCGAAUAUGCUUGGGAUUAUAUAACACCUAUGUUACCCAUAAUGCUUCCUGAAGGCAGUAUAAAAAUAUCAUAGACUAAGAUUAUUGACUAGAUAUUACCAUGUUUCAAAUGGGAAAAAUAAGUUAGUUUAUAAUUUUUUUGUCUUAGUUAAGGGUAAUAAGAAUGCUAUGACAUUUCAUGUUUAUGAGUAGUUUUUUUUUCUCAUCAGAAAUAAGGCAAAGAAUGCACAUUUCUUUAGUUUAAAAUAAAUACUACACUGACUUGCAAGUAGGUUGUUAUUGAUUGAUGAUGUAGGGAGUACUUUGGGUCCAAUACAUUCAUUCCAUUUCUACUUUCCUGACGUUUUAUAGUAGGAAAUGGUGUUUUCUUGUUGGUUAUUACAUUAUGUGGCAGUAAUGUUUUUUUUUUUUAGUCUAAAAGAGAUAUCAUUCCUUGAUGAAAUAUAUUUUUGUGUGCAUAAUAGAACCGUUGGUAGAACUCAGAGAUCAUGUCAUUUAGUACAAACCACUAAUGUUUAUAACAUCCCAUCAUUACUUUUUGUUUAUAUAUUUAUUCAUUCUGCCUUUCAAGGGAAAGUAAUCACUGACUUUUCUAAAAUAUUUGAUAAAAAGGAAGAGUGUAAUAGGCAAAAUGUAAAUAACUGUUUAUUUAUGGUGAUGUAAAAGAAUCAUUAUUUUAUUAUGUUAUUCAUGGGGAACUUGUAGUAUUUAUUUAAACCAUUACAUCACUAUUCAAAAAAGCAAACAAACAUAUAGUGUACUUAUGAAUGGUAUGCAUUCCUGUGAAGUGACAAGUGUUUGCAUGCAAGUUCCCUAUAUAAUCUUGUAAUGUAGAAUUAUUUUCAUUUUUUUAUUUGUUUCAUAUUAUAUUCAUAUCAAUGCUAAAGAGGAAAAAGAAUAAUAUAGAAAAUUUGAGGUUUGUAAACAAAAGUCUGUGGAAUGAUAAAACACUGCUACAAAAACUGUGUAUGUAAUUGGCUACAAAUGUAAUAACUUAUAUUCUUUUCUGUGUCAAGGGAAUAUUGUUAUGGUUAGUUUUGGAUUAGGAACAUACAACUUUUACAUUUGAUUUUCAUUAAUGAACUAAUUUUCAUGCUAUUUAUAUGAAUUUGUAAUUUGGAUUUUGAAAUAAAUGAAAAUAAGAA